AGCACCCGCGCCGAGAUCCGCUCGAGUGGCCUCUCUCUCUCCCUCCCUCUCUUCCCCGAGGCUAUGUCCACCCGGUGCGGCGAGGGGGGCAGCGCCAGAGGCACGCAGCCGCGCGGGGGCUACGGAGCCCAGAACCAGCCCUACAAGAUGCACUUAGAAACCCCGCGGCUGGAAGAAUGAGCUUGUCCUUCCUCCUCCUCCUCUUCCUCAGCCACCUAAUCCUCAGCGCCUGGGCUCAAGGGGAGAAGCACCUCGCCCCCAAAGGGCAACCCGGACCCGCUGCCGCCGGUCGGAACCCGGGGGGCGCCAGCAGCAGCCGGAGCAGCAGUGGCACGACGUCUUCCUCUUCUUCCUCCGUCUCCUCCUCCCCCGGGGCUUCUCUGGGCAACCAAGGAAGCGGCUUGGAGCAGAGCAGUUUCCAGUGGAGCCCCUCGGGGCGCCGGACCGGCAGCCUCUACUGCAGAGUGGGCAUCGGUUUCCAUCUGCAGAUCUACCCGGAUGGCAAAGUCAAUGGCUCCCAUGAAGCCAAUAUGUUAAGUAUUUUGGAAAUAUUUGCUGUGUCUCAGGGGAUUGUAGGAAUACGAGGAGUUUUCAGCAACAAAUUUUUAGCGAUGUCAAAAAAAGGAAAACUCCAUGCAAGUAAAAUUAGAAUUAGAAAAGUUUAUCUUACAGAUGAAGCAAAAGAUCGAAGCAUUAUGCUUGUAAACCUGUCGAUUGACCAGCUGCUACAUCGUAAAUUAGAAUUUACGUCAUUUGUUCAAAAUCUUGCUGAAGUGGAAAACCAUGGACUGGACGACAACAGCUACCCUGUAGCUGAGUCAUCAGACCUGUCACAGUUAGGAGACCCCGUACGUCGCAAAGCCACUGCCAUUGUUCCUAGUGUGAACUUCGGCAGCCUUUACAGUCUGCUGGGCCACACACAACCGAGCCCACUGGCCCUUCGUAACUAUCCUCUGUGUGAGGGGAAGGUGGUGAAGCCCAUGGGCAAAAUUUUGGUGUCCUAG
This is a messenger RNA of Leptonychotes weddellii (Weddell seal), 1004 nucleotides long. NCBI's taxonomy places the organism in Eukaryota, Metazoa, Chordata, Mammalia, Carnivora, Phocidae. The record is from RefSeq and is a predicted model, not a curated record.